Molecule: messenger RNA, 4842 nt
Organism: Solenopsis invicta (red fire ant)
Lineage: Eukaryota; Metazoa; Arthropoda; Insecta; Hymenoptera; Formicidae
Exons: 3
Coding region: 632-2473 (613 amino acids)
Source: RefSeq, a predicted model, not a curated record
CAGCAGCAGCAGCAGCAGCAGCAGCAGCAGCAGCAGCAGCAGUAGCAGUAGCAGCCGGUACACACGCAUACCUAUACAUAUAUGUAUGUAUAUGCGAACAUCGCGAGAAGAAAGCGCGUCCGGUUUGUGCUUUGUCCUUUAAAACGUGUGUUAUUUUCUUUGGGAUAUCCAGCUUCAGCUAGAGAAGAACGGAGUUGAACGAAAAGUGAUCGCAAUUUUACCAAAGUGGCUCGGUUAAACUAGUUAAAGAUAAGAAGAAGAAGGAGCAAGCGUACGACGAGAUGACGUGAUAUGCCAAGAGAAGAGGAAUGUCGGCGUGCUGAAGGCGGAUCCGUUCGUUCCUCUUUCCCUGGUGGAGAUCGUCGUCGAGUGCGACACGGGAUGCGACCCAAGUUAUCCGGACGGGUUCGAACGACGACUGGCUGGCGAUCGACCAGGCUCCUCCGACCAUCACCACGAUCACGCGCCGGUCGUCGCCGUCGAUCGUCGUCUCCUCCCGUAGAUCUCAUUUAAUCGUUUACGAUUAAGUAAAACGAUUAACGGGGAUUCAACGACGGGAACCAGCGUCGUCCGUCGGCGGUGAUCGAGAAGGGGUCAGCAAGGAAAAAUCUAAGCGGAAAAUCUAAACAGGAUGACAACGAUACAGAGCUGUGGCGGUAAUUCAUCGAGAUGCGCGAAGCGUGCGUUCGUCUUCGUGUUUGCCUGGGGACUGCUGAUGAUCGCAGCGAUACAGUUCCGUCACUUGGAAAAUAGGGCUCUACGGGCUCAAGACGGUGGUGGGCCCACGGCCGAGGAUGGAAUCGGUAAUCUGAUGGAGAUCGACGGUCAGAUCGGUAACGAUCGAGGUGCGAACGCCCGUGGUUCUUCGGGAAGUUUGAGUCUAUCCCGAUAUCUCUUGCAAAGGUCUUCACUGGGCGACCUCGGCAACUCUGGCGGAAACGCUGCUCUGCUUACCACUCUGACCACUCUCAGAAAUCGUUUGGAAGCGACGACGACGACGACAACGACGACGACGACGACGACGACGACGACGAUGAGAAGCGCGCUCGAAUUGGAACCGUUGCUGGACAAGAGACCGGCCAAGACCGAGCAGCAAUUGAUCGAGGAGAUCGCCGAGAGAAUACCGAGCCUACCGCUGAGCGAUUGGUCGAAAAAUAGCAAAUUGACGAAACGGGGCAACGAGAGUUGCGCGAAAUAUCCGCAGAUCUACGAUUUGGAAUUUAACAAUAUCUAUUGGCAAACGUUGCGAACCAGCAACGGCACGUUUCAAUUUUUCGGGGCGUUUUACGACAAUCGAAAAUUAUCGAAGAUCGGACCGGCGGUAAGGAUCGUUGGCAUGAUCGAUCGAAUCGAACCGAUCGUCAAGACGUAUUGUCAGUUGUGGUACGAUGGCGAGAGCGAGCCGAAAAUCAUCGAAACGCUCGAAUAUAAAUACAUUUGGUAUCCUAAAUGGGGCAAUUACAAGCAAGGUAUCUAUCAGCCGUACGUGAUAGCGUGUAGGGUACCGCCGCAAGCGUACCGCGACGGUAAGCCACCGUCAUCCGUUUCCAUAGUCGAGAAACGUUGCGACACGGCGACCAAUCAUCUUCGAGUGAUUUACAACAAGCCCGAACGGGGCAAGAAGGACUUUGCGGUGUGCGUAAAGGGUUUGGACUUUCUGCACGAGGAUCUGUCGGUUCGACUGGUCGAAUGGAUCGAGCUGAUCAGCCUCCUGGGUGCCGACAAGAUCUACUUUUACGAGUUGCAGGUGCACCCGAACGUGACCAAAGUGCUGCGACAUUACCAGCGCUUGGGUAUGGUGCACGUGACCCCGCUGACUCUACCAGGCGGACAGCCUAACGUGCCCGCUUUUCAGCACAUGUAUCUCACCAAAAAGACCAAUCACAAGCGGCAGAACGAGCUAAUACCCUACAACGAUUGUCUGUACAAGCACAUGUACGAGUACGAGUAUAUCGCCCUGUUGGACGUCGACGAGGUGAUUAUGCCCGUGAAGGACGCGACCUGGCGAGAGCUGAUGCGCCGGGUGUUGCCCAAGGCCCUGCAAAUACGGAACGAGACUCGCGCCUCGUACAACGUCAGAAAUGUCUACUUCCUCGACGACCUACUGCACUCUCACGGUUACUUCAAGGACAUACCCAAGUACAUGCACAUGCUUCAACACGUAUACCGCUCGAAAAACUUUACGAAACCAAACCAAUAUAUCAAGUGCUUCCAUAAUCCGGAACGAGUGGUCACUCUACACAAUCAUUUUCCGCUGGCGUGCCUGGGGGCCGGAUGCACCAGUUACCCCAUCGAGACCGAAGAUGCGCAGCUGCAGCAUUAUCGCGCCGACUGCGUGCGAUCGCUAAAGAAAACUUGCGUGGAAUAUCGGGAGAAUAGCGUAAUCGACACGACGAUAUGGCGUUACAGGGAUAAACUGAUCAGGAGGGUCACCGACACCUUGAAGACGCUCGGCUUCUUCGGCACGAGAUAGCGUCAUCUCCCCUUUUUCUUACACUCGUCCCCCCCCUUUCUCUCUCUCUCUCUCUCUCUCUCUCUCUCUCUCUCUCUCUCUCCCCAAGUGAAGAUUUGAUCGAUCGUCGUUCGAGGAAGGACGAAAGAAAGGGCUGUGUGCGCGGGACAAGAAGCGAUGAAUCUAUCAGCGGGAGGUAAUUGCUGAUGGGACUUGAUCAGCGAUUUAAUCCAACAGAUAACCGGGAUCGAUGUAACCGAUCUGUAAAGUGGAUUUAUUUCUACGUGCGUAAGUGACAGCGUUAUUACGAUAUUUCGCGAUUUAUAUUUCUAUGUGUGUGUGUGUGUGUGUGUGUGUGUGUGAGAAGAGCGUGGAUCAAAGAGUGUAAUCUUUGUUCGAUAACAAUCCUACAAAUAUGUACAUCGUGACUUGAGUGACGAGACAUUUUAACCUUAUCAAACGAGAUUAUCAAUCAGAAGCAUUGAAUCGACAUCGGAAUAUAAUCAUCGUUCGUGAAUUAAUAUAAAAUUCAUCAUAUUGUCUAAAGUAGAAUAGCGUGUACACAAAAACCAAUUGGAAUUUGCAUCAAAAUUAAAUUUCCUUUUCAUACACGUAUAACUUUCUCCAUCGAAGCUGAUAGAAAUCGAAUAAAAAAAAAAAAAAAUUAUCAAGUAAAUCCAUAUUCUAAAUCUUAGCAAAAUAAAGUCACAAGUAAUUUAUAAAAGAAAUUAUGCUCAAUUUAUACGAGUUCCAUUAGUACGCUAACAAGUGCCCACGAUAAUUUUUGGGCACGGCCCGUUAGCCCGCGAAACGAGAAGUAUCUCUAGGCCGAGCGUAUAAUUGCGGUUCGUUUGUAUCGGUAACGAAAUGCAAAUUUUCGAUUCAAAAUCGGUCGAUCGAUUACGUUCGCGAGAAAAUGCAGUAUUUCUCUGCAGUAUUUCUCUUCCUUUUUUGUAAAUAAUUUUUUCUCAAGUCUUCAACAUGGAAUACCAAGUCUGCGAUUGAUCGAUAGCCAUAGCGAGUGCAAUGUAUCGGUAAAAGGAUUACAUUACUGUGUUGCAUGUAAUUCUUAAUUUAACAAAAGUUAACGCGGAGAGACUUUUAAAGUUGUACUUUAACGAGAAAUAUUUAAUAAAGAUUAACGCAGAGCGAUUCUUAAAGGUGUGUUAACGAAGAGUAUAAAGAAAUUUUACAAUAAAAUUAUUAGUUCCAUUAUAAGUGCAUUAUAUUAUAUGGAAAAUGUUAGACAACUAUGAUUAAGCGUAUGAAAUUUUUCUUUCUUAAUGUUUAAUUUAAUAUUUGAGAAUAUCUGUUUUGGAAUGGUACUUGAAGUGAGUAUUGACAUACCAUUCUGACGACUGAAACGCUGUGAGGUGUAUAAGCAUCGAUAUUAAAGAUUAUUUCUAAUAAGUCUUCCACAAUCGCGAAGCAGUUUGAUUUUCAUAAGUUUUCAAAAUUAAAAACUUUUCAAUUUCAAUUAUUAUCAUAUUUGACAAGCGAGAAGAGAACUAGAAAAAUAACAAACAAAAUACUACAGUCUGUACGAUAUAACAUCUCAAUAUUUAUUUUAACAAAAAUUGAUGUUAGAAAACUAAACUAUUUAAAAUAUCAUGGUGUGUAUCCGUCAUAAUAAUGAGAAUAUGACGAAUGCGAUCUCUCUCUGUCUCGUCAGUUUUUUUUUUUUUUUAACCGCUUCGUGAUUCAGAAACUUAUUUUUUUAUGGUGAACCUCGAUCGCUUUCUGCACGAUGAAAAUCGAUCGCUUUUUAUAAUGCGAUAUAAGCGACGCUUGCAAAAGCAAGAGGGCGAUUCACGUUUCACCAUGAGACUUAUCAAUAUAUUAUAAGGGACCAUUAUAGAUAAGAGUAAAUAAGAGUAAAAAAAAAAAAUUAAUUUGCAUGACGCCAUUGGCCUAUAUGCGAGAAAAUAAUAUUGCGUUCGUAUUAUAUGGAUUGUUUUUCAAGCUGAAACAUUGGUAGAUAAAAUGGUGUCUUUUAUUUUUUCUUAUUUAAUUAAAUAUUGUUUUAUUUUUACACUUGUUUAUAAUAUAAUAUAUAAUAAUAUGUAACAUAGAAAUUAUUACAUAUUAUUAUAUAACAAUGUUUUGUUAUAUAUAUGUCUACAAGUAAUUAUUUUUAGUAUUAAUGUUGAAAAUAAAUAUGUCUCAGAAUAAACAAAUACGACAUUGAAACAAAAAUUAUAUUAAUCUGCUGACACCAAUUAUUGAUAAAAGAAACUACUCUUAAAAUUUAGCUAAUAAGAAAAGCAGAAUGAAUUUCUUGAAUUUCUCGCGUGGCUAAUAUUCAUAUACCGUUUUAUACGAUAAAAUUGUUUUUGUUUGCUAUAUCCUCCGUCUGUAAAAUAUCAAUUUGUAAAUUAAUAAAUUACUAC